AAAAAAUGUCUGAUGUAAAUUCGAUGACAAAUUCUUCUGCAAGCGAAAUUUUAGAGCGAAUAGAUGCAGAAAUCGCUUUAAUAAAACAAGGAAAAAAUAUAAACGACGGUUUGAUUGUUCUUAGAAAUAUAACAAAAGAAAUUUUUGAUAAUCAUGAUAAGCUACUUGAGAUAAAAGAAAAUGAGAUAAUCGUUUAUAAAUCAAUCGCUUAUCAAAAUUAUCAAGAAGCACAAUUUUUUAAAUUUUGUCUUUAUAAAGAUUUAAUGGAAACAAUUAUAUGGUGGUAUAAUAUUCUUUUAGAUAAAGUUAUUGAUUAUGUAUUAAAUAUUGAAAUA
This is a messenger RNA of Racocetra persica, 335 nucleotides long. The record is from the annotation of a GenBank genome assembly. Lineage: Eukaryota; Fungi; Glomeromycota; Glomeromycetes; Diversisporales; Gigasporaceae.